Messenger RNA from Ruditapes philippinarum (Manila clam), 5042 nucleotides. RefSeq names its product sushi, von Willebrand factor type A, EGF and pentraxin domain-containing protein 1-like. Gene Ontology annotation, molecular function: calcium ion binding. NCBI's taxonomy places the organism in Eukaryota, Metazoa, Mollusca, Bivalvia, Venerida, Veneridae. The record is from RefSeq and is a predicted model, not a curated record. Bases 90 to 4313 code for a protein of 1407 amino acids. The transcript is spliced from 23 exons.
ACUGACUGAACCUGGAAGUAAAAUAAACCUUACUGCGCGACUGUUAAAGCAAUAUAGUACUUUGUGAAGUAAUGUCGCGUUGAAAAAAUAUGGAGAAUAUCUUCUUAAUUUUCAUUCUCCUGGGAUUUGGUAUUGGCCUUUCAACACAAAACACCGGCGUUGAUUCCAAAUUAAAUGCAGAAAAAUGUUCCAUCGACGAAAUUGAAAAUUUGGUAAACAUAGAAUAUUGUCCGGAAGAAGAUAUAAUUGAUAACACGGUUAAACAUCAGGGAGUGUGCACAGCGGAAGAUGGAAAAGUGUAUACUUGCGAACACGGUCACUGGUCAGGAACCGAUAGCUCUGUCGCAACAAUUAGCAGAAGAAAGCGGUUCUUUUGGGUUUUUUUCCCGGUGGUGAUUUGCGUGUUUUUUUGUAGAAGGAGGCGAGGGGGAGGUGUGAGGACAAUUACCAAGUAUCCGCCUACAUUCUCACAACCAUGUACACCAAACGAUAUCCAAAGUAAUUACAACAUUGGUGAAGGAGAGGACAGCGUUGUUGUCAGCUGGACCGUGCCAAGAGCCUCGGAUAGAAAUGGAGGCACACCAAGUGUUACACAAGUUGGUGGUGGUACAAAUGGAGGUCGAUUCGAUGGAGCUACCUAUGGAAAGACGCACUAUAUUACUUAUAAAGCUACCGACUCCGAUGGCCUUACUGGACAUUGUUAUUUUUCCUUCACUAUCACUGAAUCGACUUGUAACUCCCUGUCGUGGCCACCAAAUGGCGCACGGACGUGCGACAAGAAGAAUAUUCUCGGAAGUUCAUGUCAUUAUACAUGUAAUACUGGGUACCAGCUGACUGGAAGUAGUACAGUAACGUGUCAAAAUGCAGCAUCGCCAUCAUGGUCAGCCAUUCCAACUUGUGAAAAAAUCACCUGUAGUGAGCCGAAUUACCCCGAGCAUACAACGGCACAGUGUUCGGAUCCAGACUACGGCUACUUGUCGGUAUGUUCAAUGAAAUGUGACGUAGGGUACACCCUGAAAGGAGCUUACUUUAUGCAAUGCCAGGCAGACCGUACAUGGUCAAACGCUGGAGCUGCAUCGUGCGUUGAUGAUUCGCCGCCGACUAUUUCUUGCGUAACUCCUCAGAUUUUUUACGCGGACCGAGGUGUGACGACAAAAUCAGUUACCUGGCAACUUCCUACAGCGUCUGACGCCACAGACGACAAUCCUUCCAUUGUACAAACGUUUGGUCCAACAAUGGGAGCAGUUCUUGAAGUGGGAACAGAAAUAGUAAAAUAUAAGGCAGUUGAUGAAGAUGGAAGCGAAUCUCAAGAAUGUUUUAUUCAGCUUCAGGUUGAAGAAAUAAUUUGUGGUCACCCGUUAGAUAAUUUUACUGAUGAGUACAUGAGAUUUACGUGUUCAACACCAAGCUCUGGAUAUGUUUACGGUGCAUCAUGUCGGCUGUCAUGUAGCGCGUACCUGCCGCUAGAGGGCACUGAUCUGAUCACGUGCGAGGCAAAUGACCAAUCAGAAGGUGUUUGGAGCUGGGGAUCUGGUGACAAGCCUUAUUGUAGAGAAAUCGCUUGUCCGGAAUUAGAAGCACCAAUUAAUGGAGCUCUAUCCCAUGACACAGUAUUGACAAGACCGUUACGUAUUAUGUCGUGUAAUAACCUAUUCGAUAUACCUGAUAUGGGCACAAACUUUAAUGGACAGUUUUUAUGUAAAGACGAUGGAAAUUGGACUCCAUUUGAUACAGUGCCAGACUGUAUAGAACCAAAGAACCCUCGAUAUGUAAAGCUACCGGCUGAGAUAUUUUACUAUGGCGGGAAUUGUGGCGAUGAGGCGACUAUGGCAGAAAUUAAGGAGAAUUUCCAAAAUAUAGUUGAUACAAAACUUAGCCCAUUAUUCACAAUAGUUUGCCCAUCUGGAGAAACCUGUCUUGCUGAAGAUAUUGUCGUAACAUGUGGACCUAUUCAGACUCGCAAGAAGAGAUCUCUGUCCUGGACAAUAAACAGUCGUCAUCUUCGUUCUCAAGAAUACGAAGUGCCAACUAGAGAACAUGAAAUCGAAAAACGAAGCACAGAGACCCAUUUGCUAAUUUUGGAAUUUUAUAUCGUUAAUCCUUUGAACUUAACCAACACAACAUUUUUAGAUGCAUUAACUUAUUACGACGAUAUACAGCUCAAUAUACUGAAACCGGCAGUUCAAGAACUGAUCAACAACGGUACUUUUGACAUCGCAAAUUUCGUGCUGAAAUCCGAUUCAUUUGCGACGCCAAGUUACGGCGACAUAAUAUGCGAUGAAGGUUACAUGCUGGACCAAUCAACAUGCAAGCCAUGUCCGGUUGGCUACUUUCUUAACCAAACAAGCAACCUAUGUGAUCAGUGCCCUGCCGGGCUGUAUAAGGACGUCGAAAGUGCAAGCACGUGUUCAUCAUGUCCUAACGGGUACACAACACAGGUAUCUGGGUCCAAGUCCGAGUCUGAUUGUGUCAAACUAUGUAGUCCGGGAACAUAUUCUGCAAGUACGGUUGAGAUAUGUAACACGUGUCCCCUUGGUUACUAUCAAGAUGAGUAUGGACAGACGACAUGUAAACAAUGUCCUACCGGUACAACAACUGCAUCAACAAACAGUUCGUCUGCUGAUGAUUGCAAAAUAUUUGAGGAGUGCGUGUCUUCACCAUGUAACGGACAUAACUGUACCAGUGUCCAAGACAAUUAUAUCUGUACUUGUGAUGGCGGUUGGUCUGGGACUAAUUGUACGACACCACCGGAUAGUUGUAAUGGCAACGCAUGUGAAAAUGGUGCAACGUGUAUAAGUGGAACUACCAAUUACACGUGCAGUUGUGCUACUGGAUACAGUGGUCCGUUUUGUGAAGUUUCACCAUUGGAUGGCGGUUGGUCAGACUGGACCGAUUCAGCAUGUUCAAAGAGUUGUGGAACUGGUAGUUUGACUAGAACCCGACAAUGUAACAGCCCCGUCCCAGAUACACACGGUGCUGAUUGCGUUGGUGACGCUACAGAAACAAUAGCUUGUAAUACAGAUGCUUGUCCUGUUUGUGAACAACUCACGAGCGCAUCCGGGACCUUGUUCAACUGUUCUACAAACGGAACAUUCGGUGAUGAGACAUGUACAGUAUAUUGCGAGGAUGGUAAAGUACUUCCACCCGGUUUAGAUGGUGGACAGUCAUACAGCUGUGGUCCAAGCACCAACUACGAAUGGGAUUAUUUGGAAAAUACUCCCAGCUGUGUCGAUCCUGUCGGUCCAGGGAAUGUUAGCAUAACCAUAUCUGUAGAGUAUGCCACAGAUAUUCCCACCAGUAUUGCGUCAGAUUUUAUUGACUUAAUAAAAAACCAAACAUCAGGCCUGCAGUGCUUUGAUUCUGCUAACUGUCAGACGAAUAUAGAAAUAGAUCAGUCUACCUUGACGAUUGUGUUUAAUAUUCCUACAUCCCAGGGACCAGACCUUGAUUAUAGCGACUACAUAUCGAGUGGAAUACCAAAUGGUGCUCUACAAGAGGUUAUAGACGCAAUCAAUCUUUUGGAACAAACUGCCGAAUACAUUCAAAAUAAUACGAAUGAGUUGUUUGACGUCACCACUGACGGCGUGACGUACACAGUUGUAGACGACAGUGUAACAAUUGAUGCUGGAGUCACGUGCGAUAGCGGAUUUGUUGAUUAUGACGGCAUUUGUGUUGCAUGUCCGGCAGGCACGCGCUCCAUAGAUGACGUGUGUGCAUUUUGUGAGAAGGGAAAAUAUCAGUCGAACGCUGGACAGACGACAUGUAUAUCAUGUCCGGAUGGGCAGACGACAAAUGCUAUAGGCUCAAAGGAUAGCUCUCAAUGUAUAAUAGAAUCAACAUCAACAAAGAAGCCGCCUUCUGGCAAACGCCCUCGUGACGAUGAUGAUAAUAACAAUACCGUGACGAUAGCAAUCGCAAUUUCUGUGACAGCACUAGUUAUUGCAUUAUUUGCGAUAGUGAUGGUUUGGUACAAGAAAUUCAGACCAAAGACAUCGAUUAAUUGCUCAACCGAAAAUCUAAGAGCCGAAUCAUGUCGAACAAGGUUUACAAGAAGUGGCCGCGGGUGGCCCGCUUCACCAACUCGAACGGUUACAGCAAUGUCACAAUUUGAUCCAAACGACUAUCAGAGAGGUAGUGACAGCUGUCGGACGCCUGGACCACAUGUCAGAGUGGCGUCUGCUAAUAGCAUAAGAAUAGAUUGUCAAAGCCCUCCGCCUUACGAAGCAGAUUUGCCAGUAUAUACAGAAAAAGAUUUGACAUGUUUUGACAACACAUAUGCCGUUAUUAACGACAGUCUCCCUGGGAAAAACUAAAAAAUUAAAGACAAUCAGUAAACAAUUAAAGAGAGAAAAGUAAACAAUUAAAGAAAAACAGUAAACAAUCAAAUAGAAAAGUAAGGUUAACAAUAUAAGUGAAAAGUAAACAAUAAUAGAUAACGGACCCUCAUGGUUAAAAUUUAGUUUUCAUCAUGGAGGUGUGAUUUGUCUAGGAGAAUGAAAUAUUUUACACAUAAAUCAUGUUAUAUAAGGUUUGUCGCAAAAUGACUUCAAAGAAGAUUACCCUCAACACAUACACCCAGGAUUAUUAUUAUUGUUAGUAGUAGUAGUACUAGAAUUAUUUUAUAUCGUUUACAAAGAGACUCCCUUGUCCUGUUUUAUAAUGUGUUUUAGUUAUUAGUCUAUUGCAAAUGUGCCGACUUAGUAUGAUAUUUUACUGUGUUAUAUAUAUUUUGUUUAUUAAUAACUGUUGUGUUUUCAUCUCCAUACAUUAUACAUUUAGGAACAGUACUAGUAAAUGAUUCCAUUAUACAUGUAUACAAUCAAGUUUGUUUCGAAAUAUGAGACUUAGCAGUCCAGUUACUUCUGAUAAUUGUUAAAUAAAAUAAUUGUCAUCUUGUCAUAUGAAGCUAUAUCUAAUGAAAUAUUUCUAUAAGUUUAUCAACGGUAGAGUAAUAUUGUUUCCAUAAUUUUACUCUCGAUUCUUGAAAGAAUUGUAACACUGAAUGUCGCUGUUACUUAACACACAUGGAUAUUGUACGUUAC